GACCAUGUCUCCCCACUAAAACCAAUUUCUUUUCUUCUUCAUAUCCAACAAGACUCCUGCUCUCUCAAGUCUUUCUUUACUCUCUCUCUCUCUCUCUCUCUCUCUCUCAAUUUUCCCAUCUGUUUUCUAAGAACUGGGUAACCAUGAGAACAGAGACUCUGGAGUUCUGCGCAAGAAAAAGGCUCGAAUUUGAGCUGAGAGAAUACAACGAAGAUCCCCCAGCAAACAUCAGUUUUGGCCCGACUAGCGAUGAAGACAUGUUUCAAUGGCAAGGCAUCAUAUUUGGGCCUCUCGAUACACCUAUCGAAGGUCAAAUUUUCGAGCUUUCACUCAAGUUUCCCAUUGAUUAUCCUUGCAAGCCUCCGAAAGUAAAGUUCGAAACUCAGGUUUUUCAUCCAAAUAUAGGCGUGGAUGGCAGUGUUUACCUCAACAUAUUAGAAGAUGAGUGGAGUUCUGCUCUAUCCGUAGAGAAGUUGUUGCUUUCCAUAAGUUCAAUUCUCCUCGAUCCAAUGCUACUAGACGGUCUCUUCCAGUAGAUUUUUUUUUGUAGUAUUCUAACUAUUGGAAUUGUUUGAGCAAUUCGCGUAAUGGUCGACCUCGUGCCACUUGAUUUUGAGUACCUUUGUCAAUAUAUGAACCGAAAUUGUGCAAAGACUUCUAAUUCGGCCAAUUGGGUCAAGUCCAAAUUUUAUUUACCAGCUAAUGUUUUCA
This is a messenger RNA of Rhododendron vialii, 711 nucleotides long. Its product is annotated as ubiquitin-conjugating enzyme E2 30-like. The coding region runs from base 144 to 536 and encodes 130 amino acids. Lineage: Eukaryota; Viridiplantae; Streptophyta; Magnoliopsida; Ericales; Ericaceae. The record is from RefSeq and is a predicted model, not a curated record. The transcript is spliced from 2 exons.